Messenger RNA from Chenopodium quinoa (quinoa), 3373 nucleotides. RefSeq names its product DEAD-box ATP-dependent RNA helicase 48-like. Gene Ontology annotation, molecular function: nucleic acid binding; ATP binding; RNA helicase activity. The record is from RefSeq and is a predicted model, not a curated record. The transcript is spliced from 10 exons. NCBI's taxonomy places the organism in Eukaryota, Viridiplantae, Streptophyta, Magnoliopsida, Caryophyllales, Amaranthaceae. Bases 159 to 2696 code for a protein of 845 amino acids.
GAACUGAACCGAGCUGAGCUGAAAUGAACUAAAUUUUAAGGUAAGAGAACAAGCCCUAAGUCUCAAACCCCUCGCUCACUUCAGUCAACUCUCUCUCCUCAUUUUGUCUCCCGCUAAAACCCUAAACCCUCAUUUUUCCAACAAAAAAAAAAACCACCAUGAUAACCACCGUAAUCAUCCGAGAAUCAUCCAGAACCUUCCGAAACCGCCCAUCCUUCUCUCUCCUCUGGGCCCGACCCAUGGGCGGCGGGCCUCGAACCUUCCCAGGCGGGCUCAACAAAUGGCAAUGGAAGCGCCUCCAUGAGAAGAAAGCUUCCCAGAAAGAGAAGCGCCUUAUUGACCAUGAAAAGCAGCUUUACCAAGCUCGUCUUCGUUCCCAAAUCCGGGCCUCCGUCUCGGGCUUGCCGGAGAAGCCCGAAGGCCCGUCUCAUUCCCCGAUGUCACCCCAGGAGCAUAUCAAGGCUCUUGCUGAUCGGUUCAUGAAACCGGGUGCCGAGGAUUUGUGGAAUGAUGAUGAUGGUCCGGUACAUUCGUCCUCCCGGGCCGGACCGAGUAAGCCGAAUGAUCCGGGUAUUGAUCUCAGGAAGUUUGUUAAUGAUGGUAAUUUUCAGCAAAAGAGGGGGUUUUGUAGUCAGAUUAAUGAUGAUGGUAUUGAUAGUUUGAUGGGUUUUAGGGGUAAAUUGCAGCAAAUGAGAGGGUUUUGUAAAGGGAAUUUGACGGGGUUUAAGGGUAAUUUGCAGCAAAUGAGGGUUUUUUGUAGUCAGAUUAAUGAUGAUGGUAUUGGUAGUUUGAUGGGUUUUAGGGGUAAUUUGCAGCAAAUGAGGGGUUUUUGUGAAGGUAAUUUGAUGGGGUUUAAGGGUAAUUUGCAGCAAAUGAGGAAUUACUCUGGAAAUGUGAAGGGGAAAGUGAAGAAGAAGUUUUAUAAACAUAUAAAGGGAAGUUCAUCGAGUGAAGAUGAUGAGGAAGAUUAUGGGAGGUUGAGUAGUAAUGCGAGCUGGCCGCGGUUUGUUUUGGAAGGGAAUGAACUGGGGAGUGGGGAGGAGGGAGGAAAGGGUGAUGUGAAAUGUGUGAGGGGGUUUAUGGGGAAUGCAACUUUAGGAAAGUAUGAUGUGAAGGUGACGAAAAGGCGGAUUGUGAAGGAGUUGGAGGAGUAUGCAGAGCAAGAAGAUGAAGAAGGUGAUUUGGGUGAGAAAAUUUAUGAGAUUAAGCAGGAGAUCAUUGAGAGGAAGCGGAUGGAAGAAAUUCAAGAGGUGACCGAUCAGGAUGAGUUUGUUGCCUCUGGAAAGAGAUUUGAGGACUGUGGCAUUUCACCCUUGACAAUUAAGGCAUUAACUGCUGCUGGCUAUGAUGUGAUGACUAGGGUUCAAGAAGAUACACUGUCUGCUUAUCUUGAGGGUAAGGAUGCUUUAGUCAAAUCUAGAGCUGGGACAGGAAAAACCACCGCUUUUCUGCUUCCUGCAAUUGAAACAGUUUUGAAAGCUAUGCAUAGUGACAAAGCUAAGCGUGUGCCUCCUAUAUAUGUUCUUAUUCUUUGCCCUACGAGAGAACUUGCUAGUCAGAUUGCUGCAGAAACAAGGGUUUUGCUGAAGAAUCAUGACGGUUUGGGUGUCCAAAUGCUAGUUGGUGGUACACGUUUCAAAGAUGACCAGAAACGCCUGGAAUUGGAUCCUUGCCAGAUUUUGGUUGCUACUCCUGGUAGAUUACUUGAUCACAUUGAGACCAAAUCAGGCUUGUCUACAAGAUUAAUGGGACUUAAAAUGCUUGUACUAGACGAAGCUGAUCAUCUGCUAAAUCUUGGGUUUCGCAAGGACAUGGAGAAAAUUGUUGAUUGUUUACCUCGUCGACGACAGUCUCUGUUGUUUUCUGCAACAGUGCCAAAAGAGGUCCGUCGAAUUUCUCAGCUUGUUCUUAAACGGGAGCAUGCUUUUAUCAACACUGUGGAUGCAGGUAGUCCAGAUUCCAGUUCUAAGGUGAAGCAGACUUAUAUAAUAGCUCCCCAUGAUGUGCAUUUUCAUGUAGUAUACCAACUUUUGAAGGACCAUAUUGCAGAAAUGCCAGACUACAAGGUUAUCGUUUUCUGUACGACUGGAAUGGUGACUUCACUUAUGUACCUUCUCUUCCGUGAAAUGCGUUUAAAUGUUAGGGAAUUGCAUUCAAGAAAGCCUCAACUUUACCGAACUCGUACAGUUGAAGAGUUUAAACAAUCAAAACGUCUGAUUUUAAUUUCAUCUGAUGUAUCUGCUAGAGGAAUAAACUAUCCUGAUGUUACUUUGGUUAUUCAGGUUGGAUCUCCCUCUGAUAGGGAGCAAUAUGUACAUCGCCUUGGGAGGACUGGUCGUGAAGGAAAAGAUGGUGAAGGCAUUUUGCUGCUUGCUCCAUGGGAAGAAUAUUUCUUGGAAGACAUAAAGGACUUGCCUGUUGAAAGGUCUUCUGCACCACAUGUUGACCAAUAUGCAAGAUCAAAGAUGGUGGAUUCAAUGGCAAAGAUUGAUACUAGUGUGAAAGAAGCUGCGUACCAUGCUUGGCUUGGUUACUAUAAUUCUCUUAGGGAAACAGGCAGGGAUAAGACCUCACUCGUGAAUUGGGCAAACCAAUUUUGCGAGUCAAUUGGGUUGGAGAAACCUCCUGUACUUUUCAGAAAAACAGUUGUAAAAAUGGGUUUGAAAGAUAUUCCUGGAAUUCGUGUAAGGAAAUAGCACACUUCAAUGUUCAGAGUACUUGGAUAACCUUGCUUCAGUUUUUUAAAGCCUGGAAGUGCUGUCAAAGAAAUUCAAUACAACUAGGGAACUGAAGAAGCCAAAUUCCUCAGCCUGAUAGUUGGCCGGGGGAGGCACGUAAGCAAGAAGGAAGCUGAGCUUAAUGCAAAUGGCUAAAAUCUCCCAUGCUGCAAUUGAAGUGGAAAUUAACCUUAUCCUCAAACUAAAGAAAGAAGACAGCGGCAACGGUUUUGAUUGUAUGCACAACUCUAUGACAGGAAGAUGAAAUAUGCCACUUUUAGGCCCUUUUACCAGUUUAGGUCCCUUUAGGAGCUCUGAAUGGAGACAUUUUUUUUGUAAGUUCAGCAGUUAAUACGGAAUAGCUAGUUGUACAUUCUUCAGUUGAUUGCUCAGUUAAAAUGUCAUAUGCUCAUACUCAUCUGAUCUCUUGUAACUGUUGCAUUAUGUCUAAUUGUCUAUGUCAAAUGUGUUGCUCUUGCCCAUCUCUGAGAUUUCAAUAUCAAGUUAUCAGAUUAAUUUCGCUUUCCCCCUUCUUUAUUCGGAUUAUCCAAAUUCCAAUAUUACCCUUUUUGGGCAUCAAAGACGGUUGUAACAAAGUCUUAUUGUAAUGUAUUGUACACAUUGGCACUAAACCAAUAAAUUUCUCCUCAUUUGUC